Molecule: messenger RNA, 417 nt
Organism: Linum trigynum
Lineage: Eukaryota; Viridiplantae; Streptophyta; Magnoliopsida; Malpighiales; Linaceae
Source: the annotation of a GenBank genome assembly
AUGUGCCUUCCUUCCCCGCAACCGAAAAAGGUAGCUGCUCAAGCAAGCGCCAUCGGCGAUGAUGCAGAGAUGGGGUUUUAUCGAUGGGGAGAUUGCAUGUUCUGCGUAACUAGGUUUGUAAGGAAGAAGACGACGAGAAGAGCGACGGAGGUUUUUGGGGCCAUGAAUCUGUUCGCCGACGGAGAUUUUGUGUCGACUCCUGUUCGAAUCGAAUCCGAAGCCCACAACUCAACUUCUCUCGCCACUUCUGUUCAUUCCCGUCGAUGGGUAGAUAAGUGGUUGGUGGAUUUUGGGUCAAUUUCCGUCGCCGGUUUCUGGGUUACUCGCCAACCCCGCCGCAUCUCGAUGAAAACGAAUAUGGUCCUAGAUACUGCGAUUGCGCUGAUGGAAGAAGAAGCAAUGGAAGAUGGAACCUAG